UAUAUUUUCCAAACUAGUUUUACGACACCGAAGAAGACUUUGCGGAAGCACAUGGUUUUCCAAAGGAGUCGGUUAUGUUUUCUUCCCCGGCUGUUUUGCACAUCAAAUAGAUAAACGCUUAUUGUAAACAUUUUUUAGAUUGUUUACUUCUGUUGCUUGGUCGCAAACUGUGUUGAAUCAACUCUCAAAAUGGUUCGCGCUAAAAGGGGUCAACACUUUGAGAGGCUUAAGAAAGAGGAGCAAUAUCAUGAAGAUGACCCAGAAGCAUACAAAAACAUGCCUGUCCCCGAUAAAAUGUCCUCACAGUACACGAAGGACACGGUCGAUGAGUUCCACGAGGCGCAGAUUGCGAAACUUUUGGCCAGCGGAGUUCACAUGGAGAGCGAUGAGGAGGAUCUGGAUGAUGAGGAGGAAGUGAUGGCUUUGGAGACUGAUGAUGACGACGAUGACGACAACGAAGAAGAGGAGAAUGAAGACACAGACAUGGACAGUGAUCUGGAGGGGAAGAAAGAUGACGAACUUCCCAACGAUCUAGCAUGGGGCACCAAGAAGAAGAUAUUCUACAAUUCAGACUAUGUAGCCGCAAAAGGUAAAACAAAGAAAGAGUUGGAAGAAGAGGAACAAGAGGAGGAAGAAGAGGCCAAAAAUAUCCAAAACCGCUUAACGGAAAACCUGACUGAGGAGGAUUAUGACCUCAACUUUUUUCAGGAGUUUGCUGCAGCGGAGGAGGAGAAGAAUAAAGAGAAGGUUGUGCAAAAGGAGGAGAGAAUUGUGAAGGACCUGAAGCAGAUGUCCAAGAAGGAGAAAAUGAAGCUGCUCAGGAAGGAAUCGCCCGAGUUGCUUGAACUCAUUCAGGACUUCAAGGCAAAGCUCACAGAAAUGAAGGAUGAGCUGCAGCCCCUCAUGCAGAUGGUGAAGGAUGGAAAGAUCCCACCAGGAAAGGGCGCUGACUACCUUGAGACCAAACAGCAGCUUUAUCUCAAUUACUGCACCAACAUCAGCUUCUACUUGGUGCUCAAAGCCAAACGAAUCCCCGCUCAUAACCAUCCAGUGAUUGAACGACUGCUCACCUACAGAAACCUCAUCAACAGACUGAGUGCCGUUGAUGCCCGCCUAGCGCCACAGUUGCGCAAGCUGCUGGCCGCUGAGGAUGAAGACGAGCCCACCAGCAGACCAACAUCGAAGAAGAAGGCAGGAGUGUCCACCAAGAAGGACAAGGAUUCUGGGAAAGCGGCGCCGGAGGAAGAAGCGGCGGACUCUGACCUGGACGAGGAAGCGGCUUUGCUCUUCUACAGACAAGUGGAGGAAAGGAUCAAGUUGAAGAAGAAGAUGAAGGAAAAUCGAGCUAAAGAUUGCAGGGUUGAGGAACACGUUGAUGAAACGGAAGAGAUGGAUGCAGAAGCUAAGAGGGGCAUCACAUACCAGAUGUCAAAGAACAAAGGUCUUACCCCCAAGAGGAAGAAGAUCGACCGCAACCCUCGAGUCAAGCACCGAGAGAAGUUCAGGAGGGCCAAGAUCCGCAGAAAGGGCCAGGUGCGUGAGGUUCGUCGGGAGGAGAUGAGAUACAGCGGAGAACUGUCUGGCAUUCGAGCAGGAGUCAAGAAGAGUAUCAAACUCAAGUAACCGCACACUGCCGCCUGCUUUGAUCCUCAACCCAUUACCGUACUCUGUCGGGAUCAUGGGCCACAAAAAAUAAACUUGUACAUAUUUUAAUAACUUGUACGACAUGCUGUCAAUCGAUACAAACGUGACAGUAUAAUCUUUUCCAAUUUC
This is a messenger RNA of Nerophis lumbriciformis (worm pipefish), 1773 nucleotides long. RefSeq names its product UTP3 small subunit processome component (gene utp3). The record is from RefSeq and is a predicted model, not a curated record. Gene Ontology annotation, cellular component: small-subunit processome; nucleolus. Lineage: Eukaryota; Metazoa; Chordata; Actinopteri; Syngnathiformes; Syngnathidae. Gene Ontology annotation, biological process: maturation of SSU-rRNA from tricistronic rRNA transcript (SSU-rRNA, 5.8S rRNA, LSU-rRNA).